CAAAUGGAAAGUAGCAGAGGGAGUACAAAGUAGCAGGGCGAGUACAAAACCCUCUUCUCGUCUCUUCACUCUUCCUUUCUCCCUCCCUCCCUCUCUCUUAACAUAAACUUCCAUUUUUUUUUUCAUUUCAGACCAAACAACCCCUUCAUUUUUAUCACUCAUUCAUCUCUGCUCUGUUUCCUCUGUGAUUGUUUUAAUAGGAUGAAAGUGCUGUUAGGUCUGUCUUUAACGGGUGUUUUUGGAGGUGUAGUGGUUAAGGCAGCAACUGAAAGUAGUGCUACGACAAGGAAGCUUGAUCAAACACCAACAUGGGCUGUUGCUAGUAUUUGUGCUGUUAUUAUCAUCAUUUCUAUUCUCUUGGAAAAGUUUCUUCACAAAGUUGGAACAUGGUUUACAGAAAAGCACAAGCAAGCUUUGUUUGAAGCCUUGGAGAAGGUUAAAGCUGAGCUGAUGAUUCUAGGGUUCAUUUCACUGCUCCUGACUUUUGGGCAGUAUCACAUUGCAAAAAUCUGUGUUCCCCAAGAUGUUGUAGGCACCAUGUUGCCUUGUAAGAAAGAAGGUGUAACUGAUAAAAGUAGUAGCACCAAAGGGGAAGAGGAACCUCGACGGAGACUUUUGUGGUUUGAUCGUAGAUUUCUAGCUGGUGCUAAGAGCGCAGUAAAUUGCAAGGAUGGGUAUGAACAACUCAUAUCUGUUGAUGGGUUGCAUCAAUUACACAUCCUCAUAUUCUUUUUAGCAUGCUUUCAUGUGUUAUUUAGUGUUAUUACAAUGACACUUGGGAGACUAAAGACUCGCGCCUGGAAACGGUGGGAGCUGGAGACUUUGUCCCAUGAUUAUGAGUUCUCAAAUGAUCCUUCAAGAUUCAGGCUUACUCACGAGACAUCUUUUGUGAGAUCACACACCAGUUUCUGGACUAGAAUUCCUUUCUUCUUUUAUGUUGGAUGCUUUAUCCGACAAUUUUUUAUAUCUGUUAGCAGGUCUGACUACUUGACAUUGCGCAAUGGAUUCAUCACAGUCCAUUUAGCUCCUGGAAGUAAGUUUAACUUCCAAAAAUACAUCAAAAGGUCAUUGGAAGAUGACUUCAAGAUAGUUGUGGGAGUAAGUCCUGUUCUGUGGGCAUCCUUUGUUAUUUUCUUGCUUCUGAAUGUUAAUGGAUUGCAGGCUUUGUUCUGGGCUUCUAUAAUACCUGUGAUUAUUAUCCUAGCAGUUGGCACAAAACUUCAGGCCAUUUUGACAAUGAUGGCUCUUGAAAUCACUGACAGACAUGCAGUGGUCCAAGGGAUGCCUCUUGUUCAAGGCUCAGACAAAUACUUCUGGUUUGGUCGGCCUCAGUUACUUCUUCAUCUUAUCCAUUUUGCUUUGUUUCAGAAUGCAUUCCAGAUAACAUAUUUCCUCUGGAUAUGGUAUUCAUUUGGGUUGAACUCUUGUUUCCAUGCCAAUUUUGAUCUUGUUAUAGCCAAAGUUGCUUUGGGGGUUGGAGCUCUAAUUCUGUGCAGUUACAUCACACUUCCUCUAUAUGCCCUUGUAACUCAGAUGGGUUCGCGUAUGAAGAAAUCAGUCUUCGACGAGCAAACAUCCAAGGCUCUGAAGAAGUGGCACAUGCUUGUGAAGAAGAGGCAUGCGAAAGGAGGAAAGACUCCUUCUCAGACGCUGGGAAGUGUAAGCCCAAGCGUGUCUUCUAUCUCUUCCACACACGCAUUGCAACGAUUCAAAACAACCGGGCACUCGACGCGGUCAUCAUACACUUACGAUGAUCAAGUCGAGUCCGAUUUAGAAGCUGAGGCAUUGUCACCCACAACAGCAACAACCAGUUUUAUUGUGAGAGUGGAUGAUGAUGAUGAUGAUGAUGUUACGGAAAUUGAUGUGCCGCACCAAGAAGAGGAAACCAGAAAUGACGACGAUUUCUCUUUUGCCAAGCCUGCCCCGCCAAAAGAACCAUAGUUUGCAUAAACUGCUGCAUCAUCUUCUUGUACAUUAGUUUACGAAAGAUCAUUGUAGAUUCAGAUAGCGAAAUACAAUAUAGAAUUUAUAAAUUUUUGUGUGUAUAUUUACACUCUUUUCAAAAAUCUUUCUGGUUUUAAAUCUAUAAUAUAUCUUUUUCAUAGAACCUUUAA
Messenger RNA from Populus euphratica (Euphrates poplar), 2114 nucleotides. Its product is annotated as MLO-like protein 10. Gene Ontology annotation, cellular component: membrane. The record is from RefSeq and is a predicted model, not a curated record. The transcript is spliced from 15 exons. The coding region runs from base 202 to 1941 and encodes 579 amino acids. NCBI's taxonomy places the organism in Eukaryota, Viridiplantae, Streptophyta, Magnoliopsida, Malpighiales, Salicaceae. Gene Ontology annotation, biological process: defense response.